AUGUUAGGUCUGCGCCGUGGGACAGCAUUCGCUUCUAUCGCUCCUGUCACGGCCAUGGCGUGGCAGCAAGUCAGGAUGCAGACCACCAAGCCAACACUGAAAGUGAUCAAGCCGGAAUCCGCCCAGCAAGAACUUGCUCGCCAACGCCUCCGGCGUCCUGUGUCGCCUCAUCUGGCCAUCUAUAAAUGGCAGGUGCACUCGAUCAGCUCCGCCAUGGAGCGAAACACCGGACUCCUCCUCGCCGGUGGCCUGUAUCUCUUUGGGACCUCCUAUCUGGUGGGUCCGUGGCUCGGCUGGGAUGUGUCUUCUGCUGCACUCGUCACAGCAUUUGGAGCACUGCCUUUGGCCGCCAAGGUCGUCAUCAAGUUCUGCGUCGCCUGGCCCGUUACAUUUCAUGUCUUUAGUGGCAUUCGUUAUGUUGUCGCCUCCACCGCACGCACACUGGAAAGACCUUACGCGUCUCCGCAAACAAGGCCAGUUUUGGCAUGUUUUUUCCCCAACUCGGCUGCUGCGGGUGGCUCUAUCAAAGGUGCCAUCAUUGCCCAAGACGAAAUCGAUACCUGGACGGUGCAUCGCUUUGUGCCCGUGGGAUUCGAUGAUACCCAGAUUACAUCGGAAGAGGCAGUGUAUAGUGUCCUUGGCGGCAUGGGUGAGCCUUAUGUCAUCGAAAUUGACCAAAUCCUGGUCCGUUCUACGUGGAGGCCGAGUAUCGCCGUGGCCAAGUCGUAUGGUGGUCCGAAACAGCGGGUACUACUGGCGGGAGAUGCCUGUCAUCAAACCGUCCCCACUUGUGGGCAUGGAAUGAAUAUGGGCAUCGCUGAGGCGUUCGAUCUCGGCUGGAAGUUAGCGGCCACCAUUUCUGGAUGGGGAGGAUCAUAUCUGCUUUCAUCCUACGAAGCGGACCGACGCCGGAUCGCGCAGAUGAGCGUGCAAUGGUCCCAACGCCAUAUGGGGAAUCUUAUGGGCUUGUCGGCUACGCUGCAGUUGGACGCUGACAUAAUUAAUUCGGAUACAAACGCUGGCAAGGACAUGAGGAAUCGGUGGCACGACUACUGCCAAUUGAAUGACGGACACAAUAAGAGCAUCGGCGUGGAGAUGGGAUACCGAUAUCAGUCCUCCAUAUGUGUUCUGAGUGAGCUGGAUCGCGAUUGUUCGGCUCCAGAGUUUGAUGCAAGGAGAUAUAUUCCUUCGACGUACCCCGGAUGUCGUGCACCUCAUGUCUUCCUGAAGAGCGGAACGCCUAUUUUCGAUCAAUAUGCGCGGGAGUUUACCCUGGUGGAAUUCCAAGACACAGCAACACCAUCUGCAGUGGGAUUGUUCCAACUCACUGCACACCGGCGCAGGGUGCCUUUGGAUGUAGUUUCCUUGCGCGGAGAAGACCAUGCGCAUCAGAUCUGA
This is a messenger RNA of Aspergillus tanneri, 1398 nucleotides long. RefSeq lists its product as uncharacterized. The record is from RefSeq and is a predicted model, not a curated record. The coding region runs from base 1 to 1398 and encodes 465 amino acids. Gene Ontology annotation, cellular component: membrane. Lineage: Eukaryota; Fungi; Ascomycota; Eurotiomycetes; Eurotiales; Aspergillaceae. Gene Ontology annotation, molecular function: electron transfer activity; succinate dehydrogenase activity; FAD binding. Gene Ontology annotation, biological process: tricarboxylic acid cycle. The transcript is spliced from 3 exons.